Messenger RNA from Columba livia (rock pigeon), 2420 nucleotides. RefSeq names its product RRN3 homolog, RNA polymerase I transcription factor (gene RRN3). Gene Ontology annotation, biological process: transcription initiation at RNA polymerase I promoter. Gene Ontology annotation, cellular component: nucleus. The transcript has 17 exons. The record is from RefSeq and is a predicted model, not a curated record. Gene Ontology annotation, molecular function: RNA polymerase I general transcription initiation factor activity; RNA polymerase I core binding. The coding region runs from base 331 to 2139 and encodes 602 amino acids. Lineage: Eukaryota; Metazoa; Chordata; Aves; Columbiformes; Columbidae.
GGCGCCCCGUUCUCUUUCCGCCCGGGAGCGGCAUGUGGCGGCGCGGGCGGGUAGCGCGUGAGGAGCGCGGCGCGCGGCGGCGCCGGCCCCGCUAGCAGGGAGCGCGCUGCCGGCAGCGCGAGGCAAAGGCGGGAAGGGAAUUGGGAGCGGGGCGGCCCGAUCCCGAUCCCGAUCCCGAUCCCGGAGCGCGGGGCGGGGGCGGCCCCUGCCCGUCCGCCCAGGCCGGGGACGCGGUGGGACCCCCGGGCUGGGCCGGGCCGGGCCGGGCCGGGCGCUCGGGGCUUGGCCCGCGGGUGCCCACGCGGCUUCGCCUUCCCUCAGGCCGCGGCCAUGCUGGGGGGGGACGAGUUCAUCAGCUCCCCGCCCAGGAAGACCGUGCGGUUCGGCGGGACGCUCACCGACAUCUUGCUCAAGUACCAGAAGGGUGAGACCACAGAUUUUGAGCUGUUAAAGCAUCAGCUGUCAGAUCCAGACAUAAAGGAUGCCCAGAUCAUUAAUUGGCUGCAUGAAUUUCGAGCUUCUGUUGUGUAUUUGACCAAAGACCUUGAACAACUGGUCAGCAUUUUGCUGAAGCUGCCCUGGUUGAGGAGGAGCCGAGAGGUGGUGGAAGAAUACCUGGGUUUUCUUGGCAAUCUCGUGUCAGCACAAACUGUCCAUCUUAGGCCGUGCCUCCGGAUGAUAGUAUCACAGUUUGUCCCCCCUCGAAUAACUGUCAGAGAAGAUGAUGUGGAUAUUUCAGAUUCUGAUGAUGAUGAUGAAAACCUUUCUGAGAACUUUAAUACUUGCCAUAGAGCAUUGCAAACCGUUGCAAGAUAUGUUCCUUCGACACCACAGUUUCUCAUGCCAAUACUUGUGGAAAACUUCCCUUUCAUUAAUAAAUCAGAAAGAACUCUGGAAUGCUAUGUCCAUAACCUGUUACGAGUUACCGUGUACCUUCCAAGUCUGAGGCUUCAAAUUCUGGAGCUUAUUAUUGAAAAGCUGUUAAAGUUGGAUGUUAGUACUCCACAGCAAGAGAUUGAAGAUGCUGAAGAAACUGCUAAUAGCUCUGGUAGUGAGGAGAAGUCUCCAGAGGAAGGACUUUUUGACAUGCUGCCUGACUGCCAUUUUGUGUGCCAGGAGGAGGAUGAAGAAAGAAGAGGAAACACAAUUGUCUCUUCUAGUAGUGAGAGAAUGGCCCAUCCGCUUGCAGAGCGCCUUGAUAUUUUGAUGACCAUCCUGUUUUCCUAUAUUAAAGAUGUUUGCCAUGUGGAUGAUAAGCUUGAUAUCAACAAGACAAAGGAUUUGUAUCGGGAUCUGGUUUCUGUUUUUGACAAGCUCAUUUUACCAACCCAUGCUUCGUGUCACGUACAGUACUUCAUGUUUUACAUCUGUAGUUUUAAAUUGGCGUUGGCUGAGGCAUUUUUAGACCAUCUUUGGAAAAAGCUGCAUGAUCCAAACAAUCCUUCGGUGAUCAGGCAGACUGCUGGGAGUUAUAUUGGCAGCUUCUUGGCGAGAGCUAAAUUUAUUCCAGUUGUCACAGUCAAAGCAUGCCUGGAUCUCCUGGUGAACUGGUUGCAUAAAUACAUUGAUAAUCAGGAUGCGGGGGCGAACGCUUACUGUGAUGUAGCUCUCCACGGGCCGUUUUAUUCUACAUGUCAGACGGUGUUCUAUACGCUUAUUUUCCGUCAUAAGCAACUUUUGGAUGGAAACUUAAGGAAAGGUCUGUCCUAUCUGCAGAGUUUAAAUUUUGAGCGCAUUGUCAUGUGUCAGCUGAACCCCCUGAAGAUUUGUAUACCUUCUGUUGUGAACUUGUUUGCUGCCAUUACCAGGAAAUACCAGUUGGUAUUCUGCUACACAAUUAUUGAGAGGAACAACAGGCAGUUUAUUCCCGUUGUUCGAAGCGGCACCGGGGGUGACCUUGUGCAGACGUGCACUAACCCACUGGACAGUUUCUUCCCUUUUGAUCCAUACAUCCUCAAAAGAUCAAAGAAGACUAUUGAUCCUUUUUAUCAGUUUUGGGAAGAGCUGAGUGCUGAAGAUCUUGAGAAUCUGAAGAAACCCAUUAAAAGGGGUACUUCUGAAGAUGAAGAUGAUGACUUUCUGAAAGGGGAAACCCCUCAAAAUGAUGGUGAGGUUGGGAUUGCUCCAAAUUCUUUGUGAAUGCCGUUGCUGGAGCGCAGCGAGCAGCACCGCGGGCGCUCCAGACUGCGGUGUGCGCACCCCCAGCGGCGUGGAGAAGCAGAAGAGAAAGGUGGAAAAUUGUGUGCAAUUUUUUGCUCUGUAAAGAGACUUUAGCUCAACUUUCCAAACUGGCAGACGUUAUAUAACUACAUUUAAGAAAAAUUAUUGUUUCUUAAUCAUCAGAUUUCUGCAGAUAUGUUAUGAUAAAGUCAUAUGUUGCUAGAAAAGCCUAGAGAAUAAAUAAGGGUGAUAUUUUACAA